Carassius gibelio (silver crucian carp) is the source of this 1570-nucleotide messenger RNA. RefSeq names its product NACHT, LRR and PYD domains-containing protein 1. The record is from RefSeq and is a predicted model, not a curated record. NCBI's taxonomy places the organism in Eukaryota, Metazoa, Chordata, Actinopteri, Cypriniformes, Cyprinidae. The transcript has 5 exons. Bases 363 to 827 code for a protein of 154 amino acids. Gene Ontology annotation, molecular function: protein binding.
GUAAAAUAAAAAUAAUCAUCCUAUACAGAACUGACGUUUACUUCUGGCUUUUCAAACGUGUAUGCAAGUUCUACUUUACUACAACAACAACAAACAUUUCAGUUUUGUCACAGUUAGUCUGUUUGGUUUCUCAUCCAACACGUGAGAAGUUGAUCUGAACAUCCUUCACUGUCUCCUCUUGUGGAGGGCGCGGACAGGUACAGAUACACUCGCGAUAAAGGGACUCUUAUUUUGUGCAGUCGGCUGUUUGCUUCCUGUUAUCUGUGCCUCAGACGUGUAGCUCUGCACUUCCGGCGCUGCUCGGCUGUCCAUGUCCUGCGAACAGAUUUCGAAAUACUUCCACACAAAUGAUAUGAUCGCGAAUGAUUACAACUGUGCAUGCGGGCGUACUUCCGGAAAAAUCGGUCGAAAAAAGACCAAAAACCGGCCAAAAGCCGAUUGCGUUUUUUAAGCGCAAACCGUCCGAUUUAUGGCCUUUCAACCGUCUGUAUAGAUGCAGUAUUACAGAGAAACAGUGUCUCAUCCUGACUUCAGCUCUGAAAUCAAACCCAUCACACCUGAGAGAACUGAACCUGAGCUGGAAUCAAAUAAAAAACACAGGACUGAAUCACUUAUGUGACGUACUGAAGGAUUCACGCUGUAAACUGGAGAGAUUGAGUCUUUGUGUCUGUGGCAUUACAGAUGUUUCUUCUUUAACUCAGUCUUUGACAAACACAAAAGCUCUGCAGUUUCUAAAAGAGAUUGAUCUGAGAGGUAAUAUGAUUGGAGACUCAAAGCAGAAGCUCAUUGAUGUGCUACGAGACUCAAACUGUGAACUGAGUCUCUGAUAGAGAUCCAUCACCGAAAGUCCCAUCAAUCACAAGAAAUACCUCAUUGAGUUAAAUCACCAGAAGCUGAUGAAUGCUGUAUCUCAUAAAGUGAAGUGUUCUUGAGAGGAGCAGUAAACAUCAGCUGAAGAUCCACAGAAGAGCUUCACUACUGUGUCUAUGAGGAGAAAUAAAUGUGUGAUAAAUGUGUAAAUGUGAUCCAUACAGGUGAAGAGACUCAGACUUUACAAUCAAAUAACGCAGCAUGUGUGUUAGAAACAUGAUAUUGAAUGAUUAAUGUUGCUUUAGUAUUCAAGCAGAUGAUCAUUGUGUUUAAUGUAAAGCUGGAACAGAGGAGGAAGAAGCUCAGAUGAGUCUGUCUGGCUCUUCAGUUUAAUAAUAUUUCUAUUAAACUCAUUCAUAAUGAUUCAGAUGUUUAAAUGUGACUGUCAAGUGCAGCACUUAAAUGUGUCAAAAGAUAUAAAGCAAAUCUACAAUGUGUGAAACUUAUCUCAUGUUUUCUACACAUUGUUAUUCUAUUUUACUUUAUAUUUAGUUGUGUCUGUUGUUAAUGUACAGAUAUCCAGUAUAUCGUCUUUGUUCUGUGGAUAGAGUCUCCUUCAUCAAAUCAACUAAACAUUUUCACAAGUUAACAGCAUUUGUGUCUUUCACUCUCCUCUAAAUACUCAAACACAUUUAGUCUUUUUAACACUUUUAUAUUUUCAUGUAAUAAAAUGCCACAUACGGUUAAAAACAAGUGAAAA